AUGGGCUUCACAACUGGUUUCACCGGAGGCGUAACUCUCACCCUCUCUAUAGCCUAUCUCACAGUAUUAGCGCACCAAAAGAACCGAGAACACCAGUCCGCAAUUCUACGGCAACAGACACGCCUAAUCUCAGGCAUCAUUGAUCCCUUACCACCUACUCUUCCACCCACACGCGCCGAACUUGCAGCAGCGGAACGGGCCAAUCUCAUAGAGCGCGCCAAGGAUCGCUGGAACGCAGAGAUUGAAGGUGCUGUAAAAUGGGCGCAAAACAAGGAUUGGGAAGAAGUGCGUGAGGAUGCUGAAUUCGCACUCGCUAGGUUAUGGGCCAAGGCCUCUGGCGGGGAGGUACCAGAAAAGGUAGAGAGGGAUACUAAGGAUAUUGUGGCCAGGACGAAAUCAGAUGUUGGCUCUGUAGCUGCGGCUGCUAAGGGUGCGUAUGCGGAUGCCAAAGCUAAGGGUUCUGAAGUGGCAGCCAAGACGGAAGAAAAGGCGGAGCAGACGAGGGGUUCGAUUCUUGGUUCUAUUGCAAGUGUGUUUAGAUGGGGGAAGGAGGCGGAGCAGAAGGUCGAAGAGAAGGCACUGAAUCAACGAUAG
Molecule: messenger RNA, 594 nt
Organism: Hypoxylon trugodes
Lineage: Eukaryota; Fungi; Ascomycota; Sordariomycetes; Xylariales; Hypoxylaceae
Exons: 2
Coding region: 1-594 (197 amino acids)
Biological process (GO): cristae formation
Cellular component (GO): mitochondrial crista junction; MICOS complex
Source: RefSeq, a predicted model, not a curated record